AUGAGAUAUCAGCGAGAGACUGGUCGCUUCUGCGAUGUGUGUAUAGUCGUGAAAGACCGUCAAUUUUCUGCGCAUCGCAACAUAUUGGCAUCUUGUAGUCCUUAUUUUGACUCAAUUCUGAAAUCUACGAAGGUAACGAAAGAGCAGGUGGUAGUAAACUGCCAACACCCGAAAGCUUUUGAAUUGCUCCUGAACUAUAUGUACAGUGGUUGUGUCGUCAUUGAUCGUACUACUGUGGCCGAAUUGCUCCGAUUAGCCAACAAUUUCUUGGUUACCAAACUCAAGAAUUACUGCGCUGAAUACCUCGACAGGUAUCUGGAUGCUGCAAACUCAUUGUCGGCAGCGUCAGAGUAUUUCGACGUCAAUAUAAAUCGGUGUCUUCUUGAAUCGGUUGACAUUCUGAAGUAUCCGAUGCAGCAGCUGCUCAAAAUAUUGGAGGACCCCAAGUACCAAGACGUAAUCAGCCCUGAUGUGUACCUCAAUGACCAUUUUUUCCACCUUUUUCCGCUUUACCGUAGCAUUGGCAGACUUAUCGUACGCUGGGUUGGAGAAGAUGUGGCCAGCAGAGAAUCUUCAUUUCGACCCUUGUUGGAACGAUGCCGCGUCGUCGACGUAUCUGACAAUGCUCUAGAAUUUGUUUUGGAUUACUCACCUUUGUUGACGAAAAAUCAGAAUUGUCGGUAUAUUCUUCUUGGCGCUAUGUGA
Cylicostephanus goldi is the source of this 705-nucleotide messenger RNA. The record is from the annotation of a GenBank genome assembly. NCBI's taxonomy places the organism in Eukaryota, Metazoa, Nematoda, Chromadorea, Rhabditida, Strongylidae.